Symbiodinium sp. CCMP2456 is the source of this 3219-nucleotide messenger RNA. NCBI's taxonomy places the organism in Eukaryota, Dinophyceae, Suessiales, Symbiodiniaceae. The record is from the annotation of a GenBank genome assembly.
AUGCUGAGCCUGCUAAGCGUCUUUCGACUUCCUCCCCGCGUGGAGCUCAGCUUUCAGCGUGCUUCCGUCCACUUGGUCCACGACGUGAAACGCCUGGAGGACGGCGAGGACUUGAACGAUGCGUUGCUGGACUUCUUCGUGAAGCUGGGCCAGGCGCUGAUCCCCAAUGGAAGGCAGGACACGGGCUUCAACGCAGGCCUUUCUCCUGUGGCGUACCUCGGCUCCUACUUCUAUGGGAUGCUGCAGAAGGGCCACGCCUCGGAUGGCCGCGCAGGUCAUGCGAACGUGGCCAACUGGGCCAAGCGGCGCCUGGGCAAAGGCGGCCUCUUCGCAGACCAGGUGGGAGCCUUCGCAGUGCCCGUGAACGAGCUGCUCCGGGACUAUAUGGGGCGACAGCAAGAGAAGCACUGGUGGCUCGCGGUGCUCGUGAACCCACGCGGAGGCUGCCCGAAUCAGGGCCCCGUUCAGGAGGGUGUGAGUGUGGCCUGCCUUGACUCCUUCGCACGCACAGGAAUGCGGUACAAACCUCCCAGGCGUGCUUUGAAAGAUGGUACGAUUGAGGCUUACUCGGUAGAGAUCAGCAGCUUCUCGCGCUCGGGCUUCGUGGCGCUGGUCGGCUUUCGGGCUCAGGGCGACGGCUCUCUGGGGCCGCUGGUGGACCCGCGGCUCUCCCGGCUGCAGUUUGGGCACCGCAUCAUCAAAGAGCCUGAGUUGGACCUCAAGGUCCGGAACUACGGCGACUUCGGGGUGCCAGGGGUCCUCGAGGGGACCCUGGAGUUUGCCUUCGACUCCUCGACGAGGAUCUGCGGCGACUACAUGUUGCACUACGGCGGCGUUGCCGAGUACAAGCCCGCACUCAAGCUGGAGCUCCGCAGAGAGCCCAACCAGUCACAGCAGCAGGUCUCCCGGUUGCUGGCCGGUUACUGCGGGAAGGAGUGGGAGCUGGCGAACCCGGAGACGCCUUACAAAGACAGCCUAAUUGCUGGGGCGCUGCAGCUUGCAGACACACCUCAACAGGAGAGUGCCCACGACUGUGGCUUCUUUAUCCUGGAACAGGUGCUCCGGCUGCUGCAGCUCAGCCCCACAGCUCUGAGGUCUUUGGCGCAGAGGUCAACCGAGGAUGUUGCGGGCUUGCCUUGGCCAGCACAGAGGGAGGUGGUGAAGCGGAAGAAGAAGCUGCGGGAGGUGACCGCGGACUUGUUUGUGGCAGCGCGCCGCCAGGGCACCGGGGACGUGGAGGUGCUACUCAAGCAGGAUGAGGUCCUGCGCAAGAAGCUGCUGCUCGCCAUGUGGGAAGGCCCGUAUUUUGCCAAAGCAGUCGCGAACCUGAUCGGCAUGGAUCCGGGACCUCUUCCCGAAAUCCCGACUCUACCCAAGGAAGAAGAGGCAAAAAAGCACGAAGCGGAGGAGGAAUCUGAGUCGGACAGCAGUGAGAGGAGCAGCAGCAGCCAUCGAAGCAGCAGCAGUGCUUCUUCGAGCCGCAGCCGGAAGCGGAAGCACGAGGAGAGCCGCAGCCGCAGCAGGAAGCGGGCCCGCAAGGAGCGGAAGGAAGGCCACGGGCACCGGGCCGAGCGCCCGGCCCGGCCGCCCCCGCCGCCCAGCUUCACCAAGGAGGACCUCCAAGGCUACCCGUCCAAGACCUUGCGGAACCUCUGCGUGCAGUACAAGGUGCUUCCUCCGGGCAUGGUGGAGCGCACGGACUUGUUGAAGGCCCUGGAGCGCCUGGCCAUCGUGAAGAGCGCCGUUCCCGCCGGUACGGCGGCGGCUGCCAAGGCGGUGGGCGAGCGCCUCGCAGGUGCCGCCCGGCCAGACCUUCCCAGCUUCACGACGGAGGACUUGGACACCAUGCCGAUCAGCAAGCUGAAGAUGUUUUGCAUUCAGUUUGGCCGGCUCCCUUCGGGCUCCCUGGAAAAGUCCGACUUGAAGAAGGCCCUGGCUCCUUUAGCCAAGCCGUCCACAAAGCCAAAGCAGGCCUUCAGCGUCAGCGGCAAUGGGACUGCCUCUGGCCAUUCACAUAGCCACCACCACCACAAGAAGAGGGCCCUGCCCAGCUUCACUGCCACUGAGCUGGACACGAUGCCCAUCAGUCGGCUGAAGAGCUACUGCAUCCAGUAUGGCAAGAUGCCCCACGGCCCUGUGGAGCGCACGGACUUGGUGGCCCUCUUGAAGCCCUUCGCGGGCGCCGCGGGCGCAGCCGCGGGCGCAGUGGGCGCAUCGGCACCGGGGUCGCUGGGCCCAGGCUCUGCGGCCACGGCAACGAGCUUCGGCUCCCAAGCGAGUGCCAAGCCAGCAGAGGCCGACAGCUUCGUCCUGGAGGACCUGAAGACCAUGAGCAUGAAGACGCUGAAGACGUUCUGUCUCAAGCACAAGGUCAUGCCGCAUGGACCUGUGGAGAAGUGUGACCUGCAGAAAGCACUGGAGCCGUUCGCCAGAAAAUGCGCCUGCAUGCCUCCUGCCCCGAGAUUGCCCAGCUGGAUCGCUAUGAGCCACCAUUACGAUGGCCACAAGACGAUCUGCACGCCCGAAGACAAGGGAGUCGCCGGGCGCUUGGGCGGGCACACCUGGAACAUCAUCACUAACAGCAUCUUGUAUAAAUCUGUGGCCUAUCAGCUGGGAGCAUACGGGAGCGGGAGCAUCUGGGAGCACAUGGGAGCAGGUGACAAGCACGAGCUCUACCUCACGCAGGCACGCAGCCGUGAUCACUACAUCAACGACAAAGGCGAGAUCACUUCGGUGUGGUUCGACAGACGCAGGCGGGUUCCGCACUCGGUCCGCGGCCUCGAGGGGGCGAACUGGAGUGCUAAUGUCAAGGAGAGCCUGCUGAGUCCAGGCGCCGGCACACCUCAAGGGCCUCCUCCGAAAGCUCCGCGGAAUCAGCUCUUGCAGGCCUCGGCUCCGCGGGACUUCGCGUUGUACUCCGCGCGGCGGCGCGAGGUGGUGCCGCCCACGCCGGAGCAUUCGGGACACCUGGACAGGACGCUUGGCACGGAUCAGGUGAGGCUGCGCGACUCUUGGACGCCCAGAGCGCCCAAGGUCCUGGAUCGCAAGGAGUGGACACCGCGGCGUGGAGAAGCGCGAAUGGAGCUCAAGCCCCCGCGAGAGGAGGAGCUGUUCAGCUCCCUGGGACAGCGCGCCGAGUCGCACAUUGAUGUGCAGCAGGGCAGCUUCGCGCAGCGGCUUGGGAGCUCCCGCGAAAGUUGCGAUAUUUCAGGAGCCUAG